Prorocentrum cordatum is the source of this 2421-nucleotide messenger RNA. Lineage: Eukaryota; Dinophyceae; Prorocentrales; Prorocentraceae. The record is from the annotation of a GenBank genome assembly.
AUGCAGGUCCAUCUCACGCCAGUGCAGUGGCGCCUCUGCCCACUCCGCGUGCGUGGCGUCUCGAAUUGGCUGCAGCAUCUGCAGUCGAGGCUGCCUCAACCAGACGCACCUGCAGAUGUGCCCGCUUUGCAGGAGCAGCCUCGGGCACUGCAGGUCAAGGCACCUCCACUGUGCGGUGGAAGACCGAACAGAAUCAGGCUGGCAGUCUCCGUGCGGGCGACGGCGUCGGUGGAUGGCUCACUGGAGUCGCCAGCAGGCUCCAUGUCUUUCAGCCUCCCGAGCCUCAGCUGCACAUACCACAGCGUCUCGGACUCGUGGCGUCCCAGGGCACGUAUGACGCUGAGGGUGUCUCGCCCGCACGCCACGCUGAGCAUGGCGGCGGCGCCGCCACUCGAAAUGGUCGAGUGGUGCGAGGAGAAGGUCCACGGCGACGAUGCCACCUUCCAGAUGCGCUCAGCGUGCUGGCUGUCCGUCAGCGCGCGAUGGCGCAGAGGGCAGCCCACGGAGAUAGCCGUGGCCUCGCUGCCGCUCGGCCUCUGCCUGGCGCUCCGGCCCUUCCUGAGGUUUGUCUCGGCCUUCUCCCUGCCCGACGCGCCCGCAGCCCCAGGCGUGGCCCACGACGCGGCGCGGGCGCAGCGCAGCUCCUCUGCGCGCGGCGGCCCCGCGGCGGCAGCGACGGGCUGCGGCCAGAGCGGGGACGCCGGACGGCGGUCGGGCGAGCAGGAGGCGCGCCCGAGGCAGGCGGGGCUCUCCGCGCAGGCGUCCCUCAGCACGGUGUCGCUGCGGGUGUUCGCCGCGGGCCCGUCCACCGAGGUCUCGCCGCACCUGGCCGUGUGCGUGGAGGAGGCGUCGGCCCACGUCCCCUCGGGGGGGCCGCCGCGGGCGUCGGCGGUGCUCUCGGUGCUGCUCUUCGGGCCGGAGCAGGCAGGAACGGCCACGCCCUCGGACGCGCCCGCCCGGAUGCCCUCGGACGCCGGCGCGCUGAGCUCGGAGUGCCACCUCGACGACCUCCUCGGGCCCUGCACCCUGAGCUUCUCGGAGAGGCCCGCAGAGCCGGGCGCCCGGGGCGUCAGGACCCUCUGCGCGGAGGUGGACGGCCUGGUGCUCGGGCUGACGGAGCGCUCGCACCUGAUCGCCCUCCUGCAGCUCGGGAGCCAGUACCUGAGCUGCCUGGACGAGCUCGCCCGGCCCUCGCAGGACGCGGGCGGGGCGCCCGAGCCAGCUCGGCGCACAGGCGAGGCGCGGCCGCCGGGCGAGCCCGUGUGCCUCAGCGUGCUGGUCCGCUCCGCCUCGGUGCAGCUGCCUGGGCAGCUCGUGGAUGGCCAGACCCCUUCGUACCGCCUGGCGGUGGGCAGUGCUUCUUGGACGUCGACGCCGCAGGAUGCCACAACGCAGCAGCUGCUGCAGUGCAGCAACCUCAGCGCUGCUCUCGAGGACAGCCAGCAGUCGCUCCACCUGACUCGUCUUACGCUUACCGUCCUUCACAGCUCACCGCCCGCCGGUGGCGGCAACAGCGCGUUGGACAUCACGGCCAACAUCGACGGGGAUGUGUCGCUAGAUGUUUGCACUGGGUGCAUCUUCGCUGACAUUCAGCGCUUAUUACCAUCUGCAACAGAGAGGCAGCUGAUAGGCGCUCUGGAUCAGCACUCCGUCACUGUCUUGGCCACUGCGGACGAGCGAGACGAACAUACACCGGCCGCUGGCAGCACCACCUCGACACCAAUUUCUCCUACGCUGAUAGAAGGCCAGGCCAGUAGCGCCGAUGAAGAAAGGCUUCACUCCACAGCCGCCGCAUCGACACCGCCGGCUCAGGAGCCAGCCGUUGUGAAGUGGCGCGUGCUGGUGGCGAACUUCAGCUCCAGGCUGUCGGCGGGCCCCGCGGAGUCGAGCCGCGUGGCGCUCCGGCUCCGUGACUUCUCCGUGUUCUCCUGGCCUCCGACUCUCACGGCGCCGCCGGCAGCAUCGCACAGGCUGCCUGGCAUGCACCGCAAGCGCAUCGACGUGUCCGUCGAGGCCAUGUCGGCGGACGCGAGCUGGGCAAGCGCUUUGGCCGCCCCGCUCCUGUCGCCAAUGUCGCUGCACGGCUCGGUCACCACCCAGAGCGCCUGCGACUUGGAGUGCCCACAGCUGCCUGCAGCGCGGACAGACGUUCAGUUCCACUUGUCGCCGAUGGUCGUCGCCCUUGGGGCGUGGCAGAUCCAGGCACUGCAGGAGAUUCUGUCUUUCUCAGAUCCUGGUGGUGCGCCAUCACAGGACGUGCAGGAGAGCCUGUCGACAGUGGCAGGGACGAUGGUGGCGAGAGGGCCUCGAGAGCGGUCCCGCCAGUUCCUGUGUCCUUUGACGACCUGGUUUUGCAGCUCUGGGUGCAGGACGGCCACGAUGCAAAGCGCGACGAGGGGGUCGGGCGGAUUCUCUUCUUGA